Messenger RNA from Paramecium octaurelia, 1190 nucleotides. NCBI's taxonomy places the organism in Eukaryota, Ciliophora, Oligohymenophorea, Peniculida, Parameciidae. The record is from the annotation of a GenBank genome assembly.
UUACUCUAUCAUUUUAUGGGAUGUUAUGACAGGAUAAUAAAAAGGAAAACUAGAUGGUCAUCGUGAUUCAGUUGAAUCAGUCUGUUUCUCUCCUGAUGGUACUACAUUAGCGUCUGGUAGUUAUUAAGAAAUCAUUAUAUGGGAUUCUAAGAUACAAUAAUUAAAAGUCAAAUUAGAUGGUCAUACAAGCACUGUAUAAUCUGUCUGCUUCUCUCCUAAUGGUACUACAUUAGCAUCGGGUAGCUAUGAUAAAUCUAUCCGAUUGUGGAAUGUUAAGACAUAAUAUUAAAAGUUUGAAUUCAAUGGUCAUAGUGAUUAUGUUCAUUCUGUCUGUUUCUCUCCUGAAGGUAAUACAUUAGCAUCAGGUAGUGCAGAUAACUCUAUCCGUUUAUGGGAUGUUAAGAAAGGAUAUUAAAAAGCAAAAUUAGAUAAUCAUUCUAGUGCUGUAUGGUCAGUCUGUUUUUCUCCUGAUGGUACUACAUUAGCAUCUGGUAGUAACGAUAAGUCUAUCAAUUUAUGGGAUGUAAAGACAGGAUAAUUAAAAGCCAAAUUAUAUGGCCAUAGUGAUGAUGUUCGAUCAAGUUGUUUCUCUUUUGAUGGUUCUAAACUAGCAUCUGGUGGUGGAAAUUCAUUUGGUUUCCACGAUAACUCUAUUCGUAUAUGGGAUGUUAAGACAAGAUAAUGCGAAGCUAAAUUUGAUGGCCAUAAUGAACGAAUUAGGUCAGCAUGCUUCCCUUCUGAUGUUACUACAUUAGCAUAUUGUAGUAAUGAUUACGCUACCCAUUUAUCUAUUUUGAAACCAGUACAACAAAUCUUACCUUCAGAUAAUCAUCACACAAAAAUUCUAGAUAGUGGUAUUUAUUUUAUUCAAGUAAUUAGCUGCCUCUUAUAUUACUAUUCUUCUAAUAUCCCAAUAAUUAAUAUUUUAAUCUUAAGGGGCUUUAAUUUUUAAAGGGGAAUUUUUAAGUCAAAUAGGCAUAGACCUUUGGAUAUUAUUUAAACAAGAGGAAGUUUUAUUUUGGUAGAUUGCAAAGGAUUAUAAUAAAAAUGAUUAUCAUAAAAAAGCCAUAAAAAUGUUCAAUAUCGAUUAGGUUUUUCAAAUUUUUGUUUUUAUUACACAAAAUAUUUCAUCACUCACAAGAGUUUUGGGUUUCUAAAGGUUAUUUCCAAAAUUUUCUUAUUAUAUGUGA